AUGGUAGAGAUUGAAGCAGGUAAUUUUAUAUUUUUUGCAGUAGUUGAUGAUAGAUUAGGAUUAAAAGAAGGGACACAAGAUGAAAAGAUAUUAUAUUAUAUAGCACCAAAAAUGGAAUUUGAAACAUUAGUAAUUAGUAUUGGUCAUAUGCAAACAGUUAUUGGAAUUUGUCAACAAUUUAAUUCAAAAACAAAAUAUUUUAGAACUAAAUUAACAGUUACUUUCUUUAUAUCACCUCAAGAACAUAUUUAUUAUAUGUUAAGAGUUGGUAGAACAGAUGCAUUAGAUGAAUAUUUACCAUUUUUAUCAUAUUUAAGUGAUUCAUAUUCAAUGUUAUAUAAUAAUAAUUAUUCAAUUGAAAUGAAACCAUUAAUGAAAAAUCUUUUUACACCAGUUUUUCAAAAUUAUAGAUUUAAUGAAUUAUUAUCAUUUAAUUAUUCAUUCUUUGAAAGAGCUGUAUUAACACAUAAAUCUUAUUUAUAUCUUUCUACUAUUAUAGAACGUUCAAAACAAGAAUAUCCAGAAUUAGCUAGUUUUGUUAUUGUUUAUAAUAAUUCUAUUCUUCAUUCUGAUUUAUCACGUAACGACACAUUAACAUUAUAUCUCUUUUUAUCAAAACUUAUUCAACCAACAGAAUUAGUAAUGGCAUCUCAAGAAUUAAAUUGUUUAAUUCCUGAAAUAAAAAAUGGUUGGGUAUUAGAACCACAAAAAUUGGCACCAAUAUUUUUAACAUUAAAUAAUAAGAAAGUACGAGUAUUUAUUAAUAUUUAUAUUAGAAAAGAAACUAAAUCACAAAUUUUAUUUAUUCCUAUCUUUUAUAAAACUAUGACUGAUUUCUUUGAUAAUAAAAAAGGAUUUAAUUGUGAAACACUCUAUGUUAAUGCCUUAAAAAAAAUUAUUUCUCUUAUAAAUGAUUCUAAUGUUGUUAUUACAAAAGAAAAUUUACCCCUUCAUCUUCAUUUAUCUUUUUCAACAAAUUGUCUUAAAACAAAUUUGUUAAUAAAAACAAAAAAUCAAGGAGAAUUUCUUUUUAUUUUAUUUAUUCGUAGAUUUGUUGAACUUCUUAAAAGUAAUGGUUGUAAAUUAUCUGAAAUAUGGAUUAAUUCUCAAACAUUCCAAUGGGUUGCCUCAAAAUUUGGAUGUUCAAGAGAAUUAUUUUUAUUUUCAAGAAAUAUACUUGAAGGUUCUUCAUUAAAAAAGUUAACAGAAGAAAUGGAUUUGUUAACUUCUCCCAUUUUUAUUUAA
Molecule: messenger RNA, 1245 nt
Organism: Entamoeba dispar SAW760
Lineage: Eukaryota; Evosea; Mastigamoebida; Endamoebidae
Exons: 1
Coding region: 1-1245 (414 amino acids)
Biological process (GO): vesicle-mediated transport
Source: RefSeq, a predicted model, not a curated record